CCCCUUACAAACUACUAGCUGGCAUCCUCGACUUCACAUCAAAAUUCUCCUCUCCACUCCCUCCGACCUAUCUCAUUACACCUUUUCCUCCUAGGAAGUUCCUCAUAUCAGCUUCACGGGUCGGCAAGAUGAUGUCGAGGAACGUCUUGCGCCAGUCUGGCCGCAUUGCUGGCGCCCUAUCUGCUUCGGGCAGAAUAGCUGCGUCCCGGGUCGUCACCCCUGCGCCUCUCAAUGCUGCCUCAAAACAAGUCCGAUCAUACGCUGCUGACGCCAAAGCCUCCCCUACCGAAGUUUCCUCCAUCCUUGAGCAACGAAUCCGUGGUGUGCAAGAGGAAGCAGGCCUUGCCGAGACCGGUCGCGUUCUGUCCGUCGGUGAUGGUAUUGCCCGUGUGCAUGGCAUGAGCAAUGUCCAGGCUGAGGAGCUGGUCGAGUUUGCCUCCGGUGUCAAGGGAAUGUGCAUGAACUUGGAAGCCGGCCAAGUCGGUGUUGUGCUUUUCGGUUCGGAUCGUCUUGUCAAAGAAGGAGAAACCGUUAAGCGGACUGGCCAGAUUGUUGAUGUUCCCGUCGGCGAGGCUAUGCUUGGUCGCGUUGUUGACGCUCUUGGUCAACCGAUCGAUGGAAAAGGACCAAUCAAAACCACCGAGAGGCGUCGUGCUCAACUGAAGGCUCCUGGUAUUCUUCCCCGACGAUCCGUCAAUCAGCCUGUCCAGACCGGUCUCAAAUCUGUCGACGCAAUGGUGCCCAUCGGCCGUGGUCAGCGUGAAUUGAUCAUCGGUGAUCGUCAAACCGGAAAAACCGCCGUCGCUCUGGACGCCAUGUUGAACCAGAAGAGAUGGAACAAUGGCAAUGACGAGACCAAGAAGCUCUACUGUGUCUACGUGGCUGUCGGUCAGAAGCGAUCCACUGUUGCCCAGCUUGUCAAGACUUUGGAGGAAAACGAUGCCAUGAAGUAUUGCAUCGUCGUCGCUGCUACCGCCUCCGAAGCGGCGCCUUUGCAGUACCUCGCUCCAUUCACUGGGACAUCUAUUGGCGAGUGGUUUAGGGAUAAUGGCAAGCAUGCUCUCUUAAUCCACGACGACCUGUCGAAACAGGCGGUUGCAUACCGUCAGAUGUCGCUGUUGCUCCGUCGCCCUCCUGGGCGUGAGGCGUACCCGGGCGAUGUUUUCUACCUCCACUCCCGACUUCUGGAACGAGCGGCCAAGAUGAACGACAAGCAUGGCGGAGGCUCGCUGACCGCUCUCCCGAUCAUUGAGACGCAGGGUGGUGAUGUGUCUGCCUACAUUCCUACGAACGUCAUUUCCAUCACGGACGGCCAGAUUUUCUUGGAAGCUGAACUGUUCUACAAGGGUGUUCGACCUGCCAUUAAUGUCGGUCUCUCUGUCUCGCGUGUGGGCUCUGCUGCACAGCUCAAGGCCAUGAAACAAGUUGCCGGUUCCUUGAAACUCUUCUUGGCUCAAUACCGAGAAGUGGCAGCCUUCGCGCAAUUCGGUUCCGAUCUCGACGCCGCCACCAAGCAGACGCUCAGCCGUGGCGAACGAUUGACAGAACUCUUGAAGCAGAAGCAAUAUAGCCCCAUGGCUGUCAAUGAAAUGGUUCCUCUCAUCUAUGCCGGUGUCAACGGCCACCUGGACAGCGUCCCAGUCAGCAAGAUCUUGCAAUGGGAAGCCGACUUCCUUGCGCACUUGAAGAGCGAUCAAGCUGACCUUCUGGCAACAAUUGACAAGGAGGGCCAAUUGAGCAAAGAUCUCGAGCAACGAUUGAAAGAGGUGAUCGUGAACUUUACCAAGAAUUUCUCAUAGGUAAGCAGUCCCGACAAGCCCAGUGCGCAGCAGAAUUGCUCACUCUUCGCAGAGGUGCGGUGAGAAACUUUGAAAUGCUUGUACAAUGUUCUGGCUUGGUCAAAACUGGACGACAGACACCACUCGAGUUGAGACACAAAAAUGGUCGAUUGCAAGCUUGAUGCAACUGCCAGUCAAAGGAGGCAAAGUGUCUCAUUGUAAUUAGAUACAUAACAGUCCUCAAUCAAUUCCAUUUGUGCUUUAGGUUGUCUCGGCAGUUGUCACAGCGUUUCAGUUCUUCGGUGGUGAGACAGACCUUAUGCGAUUCUUCGAACCUUCCAGUCCUACUAAGACCGCAUACUGCGCAUAAUGCCAGGUAUCGAGCAUCUAUAUUCAUAUGCCGUCAUGCUAUGCCUCUCCUCGUCUAGAAUUGACAUACAGGGCGAGCUGAUGUCAAAAAAACGAGUGGCAUAUUUUGAGAAGGAAAGGCCAAUGGUGGUUACUCUGACUUUAUUCGCUCAGAGGCAAUCGUCACUUACAAAGCUACAUCUGAUCUGACGACCACCUCGUCGCCAUUCACA
Messenger RNA from Cladophialophora immunda, 2359 nucleotides. Its product is annotated as ATP synthase subunit alpha, mitochondrial. Gene Ontology annotation, biological process: proton transmembrane transport; proton motive force-driven ATP synthesis. The record is from RefSeq and is a predicted model, not a curated record. The transcript is spliced from 5 exons. NCBI's taxonomy places the organism in Eukaryota, Fungi, Ascomycota, Eurotiomycetes, Chaetothyriales, Herpotrichiellaceae. Gene Ontology annotation, molecular function: ADP binding; ATP binding; proton-transporting ATP synthase activity, rotational mechanism. The coding region runs from base 129 to 1799 and encodes 556 amino acids.